AUGAGGAUGGAGAAGGGUAAUGAGGGGGAGCCGUAUGAGGAGUGGCUGAAGUCACCUGCCGGACCUGCGAAGCAUCCCCGGCGCUGGACGCGGACAGCGGGCACGCACGCCGUUCCGGGCCCUAGGAGCCCUGGGCUGGGUGGGACAACCCAGGGCACCGCCCCGUUGUCCCGCCCCGCUGUCCCGCCCGCCGCCUUCCGGGCCGGCCGGCUCCCGCCUGCAGCCGCCGGGAUGCUGCUGACCCGGGCGGGCAGUGCCGCGGGCCGGGCCUUGCCACCGCUGGCCGCCCUGUGCCAGGUCCUGCGGCUGGAGCGGAGCCGCCGCACCGCCAUCGUGUUCCCGCUGCAGAAGCUGGAGCGGUACCUGGCUCCCGGUACCGACACGGCGCGGUUCCGCCUCUUCCAGCCGGGGCUGGCCGCCCUGCAGCGCGCCGAGGCGCUCUUCAGGUCCGACCGCGGGCACCCCAUCGACUGCGUGAGCUCUGCCGUGCGCAUGGACCAUGUCCCGCCGCUGGCCCUGCCCGAGGUGUGCUUCAUCGGCCGAAGCAAUGUGGGGAAAUCAUCUUUAAUCCGGGCCUUGUUUUCACUGGCUCCAGAAGUGGAAGUCAGAGUGUCAAAAACUCCGGGCCACACCAAGAAGAUUAAUUUCUUCAAAGCAGGGAAGUACUUUACUCUGGUGGAUAUGCCAGGAUACGGCUAUCGUGCCCCGCGAGACUUUGUUGAGAUGGUGGAGGCCUAUCUGCAGGAGCGGCGCAACUUGAAGAGGACUUUCCUAUUAAUUGACGGUGUAGUUGGACUUCAGAAAACAGACCACAUUGCAAUAGAGAUGCUGGAAGAGUUUGGGAUUCCUUAUGUGAUGGUGUUAACGAAAAUUGACCGAGCUUCCAGGGGAGUAUUGUUAAAGAACGUACUGGAGAUCCAGGAGUUUGUAAAGGAGAGCACCCAGGGAUGCUUUCCUCAGCAAUUCUUGGUCAGUUCUGUGGAGUUCACAGGGGUUCACUUGCUCAGGUGUUUUGUAGCCCAUGUUACUGGAAACCUGCCCACUGUUGAGGCCAGCUGAAAAGACCUGCUGAUCUGCUUGGCUCAUCAGGAACAAAAAGUAGGUGCAGCAGGAUAGCAUGCCUUGCUUGCAGACUCGAGUUGUCCCUGUUUCCCAAGGAUGAAGGAAAGAAUACAUCUUUAAAGGGAUCUGCUUUUCUAUGAGUGUUGGCUUGAAACAGAGUGGAAUAAAAGACUGACAUCUGGAGGA
Messenger RNA from Sturnus vulgaris (Common starling), 1248 nucleotides. Lineage: Eukaryota; Metazoa; Chordata; Aves; Passeriformes; Sturnidae. The record is from RefSeq and is a predicted model, not a curated record.